CCGAGUCAUCAGGUCCAUAUGCGUUCGUUCUCGCGCGCGUUUCGCUCGCUUCUGCAUCUGAUUUUGCAGUUAAAAUUAAGAGAGGCGAACGCAGUACGUUACACUCCGAUUGCAAUCUCUGUAUUUCUCUGUCGCCUGAAGUUUUUUCUGCUCCAUAAAUCUAUUAUCAAGAUUGUAAAUAGACGGAUGGAUUCUGGAACAAUAGGUCAAAUGUCUAAUGGAAUCAAAGAUCAUUUGUCUCUGCAAGCGAAUGGCUCAGAAUCAACUGCUGUUCCCUUUAAGCAACCGUUUGUGAUUGGUGUUGCUGGGGGCACUGCAUCCGGAAAAACAACUGUUUGUAAAAUGAUUAUUUCUCAGCUUCACGAUCAACGCGUGGUUCUUGUUCAUCAAGAUUCGUUUUAUCGCUCACUCAGUGAUGGGGUUCUCAAAAAAGUCGGUGAAUACAACUUUGAUCACCCUGAUGCCUUCGACACAGAACUUAUGCUUUUGUGCAUGGAGAAAUUAAAACAUGGGCAGGCAAUCACUAUCCCAAAUUAUGAUUUCAAGACCCACAAAAGCCUUGAAAUAGGGCGUAAGGUUAAUCCCUCGGAUGUCAUCAUUUUAGAAGGAAUACUUAUUCUUCAUGAUCCUCGUGUCCGUGAUCUCAUGAAUAUGAAGAUAUUUGUCGAUGAAGACUCUGAUGUGCGGCUUGCAAGAAGGAUUAAACGUGAUACUGUUGAACGAGGGAGAAACAUUCAAAAUGUGCUCGACCAAUAUGGCAGAUUUGUGAAACCUAGCUUCGACGAAUUUAUACUUCCAUCAAAGAAAUAUGCAGAUAUCAUCAUCCCUAGAGGUGGAGAUAAUCAUGUUGCGAUCGAUUUGAUAGUACAACAUAUUCGUACCAAGCUCGGACAACAUGAUCUAUGUAAAAUAUAUCCAAAUAUUUUUGUUAUAUUGUCAACAUUUCAGAUACGGGGAAUGCACACUCUUGUACGUGAUGCUAAAACAACAAAGCACGACUUUGUCUUCUAUGCAGACCGACUUAUUCGACUGGUUGUGGAGCAUGGAUUAGGUCAUCUUCCUUUUACUGAAAAACAGAUCAUUACUCCAACAGGAUCUGUAUACACUGGAGUUGUUUUCUGUAGAAGGUUGUGUGGGGUCUCAGUCAUUAGAAGUGGUGAAAGCAUGGAGAACGCAUUGAGAGCAUGUUGCAAGGGAAUAAAAAUAGGCAAAAUCCUCAUCCAUGGAGAGGGAAACAAUGGUCGGCAGGUUCGUGGAUCUUCCUCUCUUUUCCCACAUAAAGACAUUAACGACCCCAUAUUUCUUCUUCUAACAAUGCUGGUGCAGUUAAUUUAUGAGAAGCUACCGGCAGACAUUUCUAGUCGUCAUGUCUUAUUGCUUGACCCAGUUCUAGCUUCAGGAAACUCUGCGGUCAAAGCUAUAUCGCUGCUUCUCAGUAAGGGCGUUCCAGAAUCUAACAUUAUAUUCCUUAACCUCAUAGCGGCACCUCAAGGAAUACAUGCUGUCUGUGAGAAAUUCCCAAAGCUCAAGAUCGUUACGUCGGAGAUUGAUGCAUCCCUUGAUGAGAACUUGCAUGUGAUCCCAGGAAUGGGGGAAUUUGCGGAUCGUUAUUUUGGUACAAAUAGUGAUGCUGCUACUUGCAAGCAUUAACGUAGCAAGUAGCAACCUCUAGAGGCAAAGAUUGCCUGCCUAAAUUACUCUCAUUCUUUCAUUAUUUUACCUCUUCUCAGUCCUCACUUUAUCUUACAUGUAACGAGUAACCAAUUACUGUCUAAACAUUGCUCAAAUUGAUUGUAGUUUACUCCCAAUAAUUUAAAUACCAAAGAGAAUUAAGUUUUG
Molecule: messenger RNA, 1839 nt
Organism: Tripterygium wilfordii
Lineage: Eukaryota; Viridiplantae; Streptophyta; Magnoliopsida; Celastrales; Celastraceae
Product: uridine kinase-like protein 5
Exons: 14
Coding region: 19-1650 (543 amino acids)
Cellular component (GO): cytoplasm
Molecular function (GO): kinase activity; ATP binding
Source: RefSeq, a predicted model, not a curated record